Molecule: messenger RNA, 1147 nt
Organism: Anastrepha obliqua
Lineage: Eukaryota; Metazoa; Arthropoda; Insecta; Diptera; Tephritidae
Product: methyltransferase-like protein 22
Exons: 1
Coding region: 167-1027 (286 amino acids)
Biological process (GO): protein methylation
Cellular component (GO): nucleus
Molecular function (GO): protein methyltransferase activity
Source: RefSeq, a predicted model, not a curated record
UUGAUUGCCAAGUUCAGAGUUAUUUAUAACGAAACACAGCAAAUCAGUACCGGGGCAUUAAAUAUAAUGUGCAAAAUCAAAAAAUAUACUUUUUUGUCAUUUAAUAAGGGCUUGCGGUAGUGAAAGCACAGAUUAUUAUAUAAGGUAGUUAGUGGUACGAAGAAGAAUGUACAAAGUGACCAGUGAAAUCUAUGAGGAGACCAACUACAACCCAGUCAAGGCUGACAACGGUAGAGUAUUGUCCAAAUUCCAAUUUAAAUAUCCGCCAGAAGAUGAUGAUACAACGGCUUAUAAUGGAGUCAUUGCCGACGAGGAUGGUGACUUAGUUGUGCGACGAAAAUCAGUUUCUGGUCCAGGAGGGUUGAUUAAGAUUGAACAUUCUGAAGCUACCGAAUUGCGUUUGGUAGGGCUGCAAGUUUGGCGUGGUGCAUUGCUAUUAGCUGAUUAUAUUUUUCAUAAAAGAAAUGAAUUUCGUGACAAGGUUGUGCUUGAACUGGGUGCAGGUGUUGGUUUAACAAGUAUUGCUGCAGCGAUCUAUGCGAAAAAGGUGGUAUGCACAGAUGUGAAUGUUGGCGGUAUUUUAGACUUAAUACGCGAAAACAUAAAACACAAUUCAGUACUGCUUCACAAACCUAAUAACAUAGAUGUCUUGGAAUUUGAUUUUCUAAAGCCUGUCCAAGAAUAUUCUCCUGCACUUUUGGAGGCUAUUGACAAUUGUGAUGUGGUGGUUGCAGCUGAUGUUAUUUAUGAUGAUAACCUAACCGAUGCAUUUAUACGUGUUUUAGAUGUUUUGUUUGAGCGCGGAAAACUAUCAGGAAAAGAUAAAACAGCUUAUAUAGCAUUAGAAAAGCGAUAUGUUUUUACACUGUCGGAGAUGGACACGGUGGCGCCAAUGUUCGAAUAUUUCUUGAAGCAGACACUGAAUAAACCGUGGUUGUUUGAAUAUAUUGAAACCGAUUUUCCACAAUAUUUCGAUUAUGAUCGUCGCAGACAUCUCGUACUGAUAAAAGUAGUGCAUAUAAAAUGAACAAAGAAAAUAGAAAAUUAAGUAUAUAUUUGCUUAACAUAGAGUAAAAAACAACAAUUGUAAUGAGCCAAUAACCGAAGAGGUUAAAUAAAUAUUAUAUAAGAUAGUACAAAAACUAAA